AUGUCCAACGUUGCUCCUGGCGUCACUCCGGAUGCUCCGGCUCCCUCGGCCGUCUCGAACCGUCCGGACGUCAAGCGCGAUACCCACCCUUUCUCUCGUAGUCAGCUCGAAGUCCUCAUGACAAAGCGCUUCUUCUACAUCCAGUCGUUUGAAAUCUACGGCGGAGUGGGUGGUCUCUACGACUACGGACCCACCGGUGCCGCCCUGCAGGCCAACAUCAUCAAUCAAUGGCGCAAUCACUUUAUCAUCGAAGAAGAGAUGCUCGAGCUCGACACCACUAUCAUGACCUUGUCGGACGUUCUCAAGACUUCCGGACACGUCGACAAGUUUGCCGACUGGAUGUGCAAGGAUACCAAGACGGGCGAGAUCUUCCGUGCCGACCACCUCGUUGAAGGUGUGCUCGAGGCUCGUCUCGAGGGUGACAAGCAGGCGCGUGCCAUCGAGGCUGGUCAGACCGCCGCUGUUCCUGCUGAAGCAGCCAGCGGUGACAGCAAGAAGAGCAACAAGAAGAAGGUCAAGUCGUCGGCUGUCAAGCUCGACGAUGCGCUCGUCGACGAGUACACUUCGACACUGGCCCAGAUCGACAACUUUAACGGAGAGCAGCUUGGCGAGCUUGUCCGAAAAUACGACAUUCGCUCGCCCGAGUCCGGCAACGAGGUCUCGGAACCCGUCGAGUUUAACCUCAUGUUCGAAUCUUACAUUGGCCCUACGGGACAGAUCAAGGGCUAUCUGCGUCCCGAGACCGCACAGGGUCACUUUGUCAACUUCCAGCGCCUUCUCGAGUUUAACAACGGCCGCGUUCCCUUUGCCAGUGCGCAGAUCGGCAAGUCGUUCCGUAACGAGAUCAGCCCUCGUGCCGGCUUGUUGCGUGUGCGUGAAUUCACCAUGGCCGAAAUCGAGCACUUUGUCGAUCCAGAGGACAAGAACCACGAUCGCUUCGACGAGGUCAAGCAUAUCAACGUUCCCCUGCUCGCCAAAGAUGUGCAGGAGUCAGGAAAGACGGAUAUUACGAUCAAGACGAUUGGCGAGGCCGUCUCUGCCGGCAUCAUUGACAACCAGACGCUGGGCUACUUUAUCGGGCGCAUCUACCUCUUCCUGGUCAAGAUUGGUAUCGACGCUACUCGCUUGCGUUUCCGACAGCACAUGAGCAACGAGAUGGCGCAUUACGCCAGCGACUGCUGGGAUGCCGAGAUCCACACUUCGUACGGCUGGAUCGAAUGUGUCGGAUGCGCCGAUCGCAGCGCGUACGACUUGACGGUGCACAGCAAGCGGACCAAGAAGGACCUGGUGGUGCAAAAGGCGCACAAGGAGCCAAAAGUGUACGAUGCGCUGGUGCCCACGAUUGUCAAGAAGAACCUUGGACCCAAGUUCAAGAAGGACGCCAAAUUUGUCGAGGAGGCCAUCCUCGAGAUGAACCAGCAGCAGCUCGCCAAAUUGCAGAGGAAGCUCAAGAACGGUUCGGCUCGGUUGAGUAUCUGCACGGGAGAGACGUAUGUGCUGACCACAGACGUGGUAACGGUCGAGAUGAAGACGAUCCGCGAAACGGUGCGCGAGUUUACGCCCAACGUGAUCGAACCAUCGUUUGGUAUCGGACGCAUUUUCUACUCGUUGCUCGAGCACAGUUUCUGGACCCGCGCCGAGGAUCAGGAUCGCGGUGUGCUCAGCUUGCCACCGCUCGUGGCACCCAUCAAGGCAUCGAUCGUGCCCAUCAGCUCCAACGAAAAGUUGUCACCCUUGGUCAAGCAGGUGAGCCGGAAGCUGCGUUCGGCUGGUGUGGCUUCGCGUGUGGACGACUCGAAUGCCAGCAUCGGACGUCGGUACGCACGAAACGACGAGCUGGGAACUCCGUUUGCUUGUACGCUUGACUUUGCCAGUUUAAGCAAGGGCACCAUGACGCUGCGAGAGCGAGACACAACCGCGCAGCGCAUCGGACCCAUCGAUCAGGUGAUCGACGUCAUCCGUCAGCUAUGUGAUGGCAGUCUGGACUGGGAGGGCGCUUGCAAGAUUCUGCCCGAAUACUCUGGUCAGCAGGACGUCGAGGGCUGA
Mycosarcoma maydis (corn smut) is the source of this 2046-nucleotide messenger RNA. RefSeq names its product putative glycine--tRNA ligase. Gene Ontology annotation, cellular component: mitochondrion; cytoplasm. The transcript has a single exon. The coding region runs from base 1 to 2046 and encodes 681 amino acids. Lineage: Eukaryota; Fungi; Basidiomycota; Ustilaginomycetes; Ustilaginales. Gene Ontology annotation, molecular function: ATP binding; glycine-tRNA ligase activity. Gene Ontology annotation, biological process: mitochondrial glycyl-tRNA aminoacylation. The record is from RefSeq and is a predicted model, not a curated record.